Podospora bellae-mahoneyi is the source of this 2409-nucleotide messenger RNA. RefSeq lists its product as uncharacterized. The transcript has 2 exons. The record is from RefSeq and is a predicted model, not a curated record. Gene Ontology annotation, biological process: chromosome segregation. Lineage: Eukaryota; Fungi; Ascomycota; Sordariomycetes; Sordariales; Podosporaceae. Gene Ontology annotation, cellular component: Mis6-Sim4 complex; kinetochore. Bases 214 to 783 code for a protein of 189 amino acids.
UUACGCGUCAUUCAAACUCAUAUCCAUGCUUCUACAACAGUCUAACUCAUUCGAUACUGACAUAGACUCAUCACACCAUCUAUCCACCUUACAACCCUCUCAUCAAACAUAAUAUUCCCAGCUGCCAACCUCACACCAAUCACCACCCAUCAUCUCACUCAUCAAUCCCACUCAUCAUCUCACCACCACACAUCUCACAAACAAAAACAAAAAAUGCCCCCCAUCACCGAAACCACCAUCCUAACAAACUACCUCCUCAUCCCCGCCCAACUCCCCGCCAUCAUCUCCCUCCAAGAAUUCACCUCCCUCUUCCCCAAACCCAUGCAACACUCUACCCAUAUCCGCACCCUCUACCGCGACCUCCAAUCCCAACGCAACACCCUCCUCGACACCAUAUCCGAAGAAAUCUCGUCCCAAGCCCGUCAAGGCAAAGCCCUGCGGCGCCACGUCCUAAAAGCCGGGCGUGAAGCCCAAGCUCAAGCACAAGAGCAAGACGACGAGAUUGACAUUGAAAGAAUGCUGGGUACCCUCCCCCCCUCCCAAAACAAAAACCACACCCUCCAAUCCAUCCUCCCCCCCCUCCAGGACGCCAUCUCCGAACUCGAAUCCCAGCUCCAGCUCCUCCGAUCCGAGGAAGCCUCCCUGCUGGCGUCCGUCCAGAAAACUGUCGGCGAUCUCAGCGAUCUCCGCUACGGCCGUCUGGCAAACCCCAAACUGCCCGAGCAGGUCUUGGAGGGGUUGCAAGGGCUGCAAGAGACGUGCAAAGACAAGAACCGAUCAUGAAUUUUUGAAGAACAAGUUUCUCUACAUAUUUCGUAGAUGAGCAGCACGCACGCCCUGACACCUAACCCCCCACCUCACCCUGCCCCCAAAAUAAUUGGCACACAACUAGGUUGGUUAACCCAUGUUAUACUGCAAACUACAGCUUGAAGGAUAAUCAAUAGGCCUUUAAAGAUAAUCAAAGGGCCUUUAAAGACAAUGAAAUGGGCCUUUAAAAUGUUUAAAAGUCCUAUUAAUUUACUUUCGAGGCAUGGUUUACAACAUCACAGGGGCCAACUUACUUUUUGCUGUGUCAAUCAUUUUGUGGGCAGGGUGUUCCCCCCUAAAAAGUGCGCUCCUGUCUCAGAUAAAAACGAUUUCCAUUUCCAUCGCCCACCAGAUCCCAUAUUUCCCAGCCUCUGAUAUAAAAAUAAAAUAAAAAAGAGAGAGAAGCAAAAAGAAACAAGAAACCCCAAACGCUAUGUUUCCAGCGCUGCUCUCUUCAGGGACACACUAUUACACACACCCCACUACCAUAAAACUACCCUUUCAAACACCAGCUACUACUCCUUUCCUACCAACAAACCCCUUACUCUCUCUCCUUAUGACCGAGCAUCCCCAGGCGCAGCCCCCCUCGGCGCAGCAGCAGCAGGGGCACCCGCACCAGCCCUCGGACCCCCAGCCAUGCCCUCGACCCUCUUGUUCAUCAUCGACCUCGAAACAAAGCUCACGCCCAACAUCAUAACCCAGCUCGGCACAGCAUUCAACCCCCAGAAAAACCACCCCAGCGGCACCGCGAGGCCAUUCUUGGCAAAAAACCCAUCAAUAGGGUGAAAGUAGCUGUCGCUCUCCACCUUGGUCCACUCCUCCUUGGGAGCCACAUACGCGUCGACAAUGUCCUGCGAGGUCACAGUCGUCGUAUUGAGGCGCUUGACGUACAGCCCUGUCUCGGUAGGGGCAGGGAGAAUCUCAAACAGCCAGAUCACGCCCGUGGAGGCAGACCAAGAGUUGCAGAGGACAGGCUCGUCGUCGCAGUUCACACUGGCAAGGUGGAGAUUAUCGGGGGUUGGUUUGAGAGAGGCGAGUUUAAGUGCCGAUUGGGAAAAGGCCGUGUCGAGUUUGUCGCAGCGGCCUGGAAAUUUCAUAGGGGUCAGUUGGUUGUAGUUUGGGGACAGAGAGUGGAAAAGGGGCGCAUUACCAAAGCAAGUCUUGUUCCCGCCCGUGAUGAGCACCAGCCACUCCUCGGGAAUGGUAGCCUCGGCGUGGACGGGGGCGUAAAGCGUGUCCUUCCAGUUGGCCAGAGUCAAGGUGUCGAUUUUCUUGGGUUCUACCGUCUUGCUCUUGGGCUUGGGGAUGGGUACUUGGACGUUGUCGGCCGCUUCGGGGAUGCCCGCGCUGCCGGAGAAGCUGGAGAGGAAGUUUUGGAAUUUGGCUUUGUAUUGCUCAAAGGGGGACUCGGCGGCGGCGGCGGAGAGGGGGCCGAGGGCCGCGAGGGCCGCGGUUGCUGUUGAGAAGCGCAUUGUUUGUGAUGUGUAUUUGUGUGUGUGGGUGGAUUACCAAUUACUCGUCUCGGUGAACCAAAAACGAUGACUGCAACAGUGUCGCUAGAAAUGAUGGAAGCAGAAGUGUGGCCCUUUCUUGACAGCUGUC